CGGGUGCUUCAAUUCAAUCGCACAAAUAUAGCAACAUUGAAGGGGUGGCUUGCUUGGCAGUUGUUUUUGAUUUAAUUAAAUUAAACCCCUGCUUGGUUUCUUUUCCAAAAUAUACAUCAUGCUGAACUUUCAAUUUCGUUCUCGUGCGACAAACUAUUUCACUAUAUAUACACACUCGUUUUUCUGCACACACUUGUUUUAUUGCAUUUUAUUAUUUGGGUUUCGGAGCUGCUGCUUUUUGUAUCUGAGCUGACCGCGUCUCACUGAUGAAAAUGAAUGUUUUUUAAAGUAGGAAAUGGAAAACAAAAAAGAGACAGGGAAUGCACCAAUGGUUGAGCGAUUAUUUUUGGAAUUUAUUAAGGUAUUGCAAAGCAGAAUAUUACUAUAGUUGAAGUUUAUAUUUAUUAUAUUCUUUCACUAUAAAUUUUUAACACUUUUAAAUUUUUUUAUGUCUAUCUGACGCCUAGUUGUGGAUUAAAAUGCUUGACCCAAAAUAGUAUGUCGAUAGCUAAAUGUAAUAAAUCACAAGAUACAAGAAAACUGUUAAAAAUCUGCCUUUUCUUAGAGAUUUCGCUAAACCUAACGGGAGAAACAAAUUUUGGAUACUUUCGAGAAGUUUAUUUUUAUUAUAUUCUUCUUAAAACAAGAUUUUUUUAAAUUUUUAUGUGCCACUGAUAUAAAAAUGUAUCUAUUAAGUGAAAUGCUUGACCCAAAAGACCGGUAUGUCAAGACCUAAAUGUAAUAAAUCACAACCUACAAAAGGGUUAAAAAUCUGCCCUUUUAUAGAGAUUGCGCAUUGCUAAGCCGCACCCAAUGACUGAAUGACAAAGAUCCCGAGAUUAAGCGAACCAGUUUAGCACGCUGACCCAUUUUAAACUGGGCAGUUAAAAUUGAUUACCAACGAUAUGAAAAUAAGUUGAUUGAACUUGGCCAUUACCAAGAACCUUUCUUCAGAUCUCUUAUCUUAGUAGAAGACUCUGGUAUAAAAGAAGCUGGCAAAAAUUAAGAAUCAACAGUCGGCUAACAUGAAUCGCAGAGUGCAAGUAUUGGUGAUCUUGGGACUGAUUUGCUGCAGCCAGGCACGUAUUCCCAACCUGCGUCGGGUUGUUGGAUCUGCUCGAAGUGGCUUAGAUGUGGAUGUGGAGGAGCCGAUUGGCCCUCAAAUUCUAAUCUAUUCACCUGGCGAUGCCAUGGCUAGAUCCGAUGACCAGGAGCCCAUCUUCCAGGAGCCGCAGAUCAGGGAGGAAGUAGCGGAAUCCGAACCGGAUAAGGACAGUCGUAAAGUGCCCGAUUAUCUCUACUCAAAUGCCAUUCCCAUGGUCAACGAUCAGAAUGUGAAGUACGUUGUACCUCAGGUGGCUGCCUAUCCCGUGGCCUAUGGCCCUCAACUGAUCUCCAGCAAGAAUGGAAUCAACCAAGGAAACCAAGGUAAUGGUCUUUCCUACGUGGUUGUCCCACGUGUCCAAUUGGGUUUCAAUGUUCAAGGUCAGUCGGGUUUCAAUUGGCCUGGGCUCAAUCUGUUGCCCACAAAUCCGGGUAGUGAAUCGGCAGCCGCCGAGAAGGAGGAGCCCCAGCCACCCACUACCUACAUUCCGAUUCCCGUGCCCGGUCCUCCUGGUCCACCCGGUCCACCUGGACCACGUGGACUUACUGGUCCCGCUGGUCCUCGGGGUCCUCGAGGUCCUGCCGGUGAAUCGGGCCAUAUAUCAGCUCAGAAACCUCAGAGCAUUUGGUACACCCAAACCGGCAGCAGUAAUAACAAUAAUAACAAUAAGCCCCAGUACAACCAACCCUUUUCCGGUGGCUAUCAAAGUUAA
Drosophila elegans is the source of this 1817-nucleotide messenger RNA. Its product is annotated as collagen alpha-1(I) chain. The transcript is spliced from 2 exons. Lineage: Eukaryota; Metazoa; Arthropoda; Insecta; Diptera; Drosophilidae. Bases 1026 to 1817 code for a protein of 263 amino acids. The record is from RefSeq and is a predicted model, not a curated record.